Melozone crissalis (California towhee) is the source of this 935-nucleotide messenger RNA. It is a transcript of the gene IQCC, whose product is annotated as IQ motif containing C. Gene Ontology annotation, molecular function: protein binding. NCBI's taxonomy places the organism in Eukaryota, Metazoa, Chordata, Aves, Passeriformes, Passerellidae. The record is from RefSeq and is a predicted model, not a curated record. The coding region runs from base 1 to 780 and encodes 259 amino acids. The transcript is spliced from 6 exons.
AUGACGGCAGCAGGCGGCGCCGGGGCCAUGGCGGCCGCGCCGGGCCCGCGGGCUGAGGCUGAGACCGAGGAGCGGCGGCGGCUCCUGCGCUCCGUGACCCGGCUACAGGCCUGUGCCAGGGGGUUCCUGCUGCGGCGGCGCCUGCGGAGCGUGCGGGCGGAGUUCGAGGCCGCGGUGCUGGAGAUCGAGGGCGACCUGAGGCAGCUGCGCUGGAGCGGCCGCGUCCUGCAGCGGCCGCGCUUCGGCCCCGAGGACGCUCCCGGCGCUGCCCCCGCAGGAUUUGGCGCUCCCGGUGCAGCCCGGCCUGCCCAGCACUCUCCAGGAAAACCUUUGGAUCCAGGGGAGGCUGCAGAGAACAAAACCAGAAAAAAAUGGGAGAAGCUGAAUCCUGGUGGAGCAGAGAGGGGUGGGAACAUCCCCCCCUCAGCCCCACACCCCAAAACCACCAAAAACCCCAAAAAUCCCCCAGAUUUGGGGUGUGGUGCUGCUGAAAGCCCCGAGGAGGAAGAGGAGGGAGCCCUGGAGUGGGACAGUGACAGCAGCGAGCUGGGAGCCAGCACAGGAAUCCCAGAGGAGCUGCAGGGGCUGCCCCGCUGGGAGCUGCAGGCCCUCAGGACUCGGCUGCUGCUGGAGCUGCUGUGGGUCCAACAGGCCAUUGCCAGCAGGAAACAGUUCCUGCUGCUGAGGCAGAAGUUGGGAGUUGCUGCCCCUCCCUGCAGCGUCCCCGAGUUCCUGGCCUGCUGUGGAGAGGCCCUGGGGCUGCAGCAGCAGCAGCUCUGAUGGCACAGGGACAGCUGGGGGUCCUCACCCCGGGAAAAUGGAACAAAAUCCUGCUGGGGGUGUUUGGUGUGAGCGGGACUGAGCAGCAGCAGCCAUGGGAGGCUCCUGGGGGGAUCCUUCCCUUCCCUUCCCUUCCCUUCCCUUCCCUUCCCUUC